This is a messenger RNA of Uloborus diversus, 1295 nucleotides long. Its product is annotated as single-stranded DNA-binding protein 3-like. Gene Ontology annotation, cellular component: nucleus. Gene Ontology annotation, molecular function: protein binding; single-stranded DNA binding. The record is from RefSeq and is a predicted model, not a curated record. The transcript is spliced from 19 exons. Lineage: Eukaryota; Metazoa; Arthropoda; Arachnida; Araneae; Uloboridae. The coding region runs from base 51 to 1295 and encodes 414 amino acids. Gene Ontology annotation, biological process: positive regulation of transcription by RNA polymerase II.
CUGUAUGUCUUGAUCCAAGCGUGUUUAUGUGAUUGAUUAAUAUUUGCAGCAUGUAUGCAAAAGGGAAAAGCUCAACUGUACCUUCCGAUGCCCAAGCAAGAGAAAAGCUUGCUCUCUAUGUGUAUGAAUAUUUAUUACAUGUUGGUGCUCAGAAGGCUGCACAAACAUUCCUGUCCGAGAUACGAUGGGAGAAAAACAUAACUCUAGGAGAACCACCUGGUUUUUUGCACUCUUGGUGGUGUGUCUUUUGGGACUUGUAUUGCGCUGCUCCCGAGCGAAGAGAAACAUGUGAGCACUCGAGUGAAGCUAAAGCAUUUCAUGACUAUGGCUUUGUUAAUUCGGGUUAUGCUGUAAAUGGAAUUGCGCACAAUCCCACAGCUCCAAGUCCUAUAGGGCAAAUGCCACCAAAUGACGGAAUGCCUGGAGGACCAAUGCCUCCUGGUUUUUUCCCCAAUUCUCAUAUGAGACCAUCACCACCACAACAGCCUGCUUCUCAGCCGUCCCCCCACCCACAGCCACCUCCUCACUCGCAGAUGAUGCAGAAUCAGAGCUUCAUGGGACCGAGGUACCCCGGAGGUCCUAGAGGUCCUGGCGUUCGGAUGCCUCAGCAAGUUGAAUUCAAUCCUCCAGGUAAUGUACCUGGACAGCCAAUGAUGCCAAGUGGUAUGGAUCCCUCCAGGCAAGGUGAGAGUGGAGAAUUUGUUUCUUGGCAAGGUCCAUCUGGAAUGAGUCCAAUGAAUCCACGUAUGAAUCCUCCACGAGGACAGCCAAUGGGACCCAUGAACCCUGGGAAUUAUGGUGGUAUGAGGCCUCCUAGUGGAAGCAUGGGACCUGCAGGACCACAGAUGUCACCAAUGCCUGGUCCUGGUGGUCGGCCAUGGAAUCCAAAUACAUCUUCUAUGAAUUAUUCAUCAUCAUCCCCUGGAAGCCAUUAUGGAGGUCCUCCUGUUUCAAGUUCGGGUGGUCAAGGUCCAGGUACACCAAUCAUGCCAAGCCCUCAAGAUUCAUCAGGAUCUGGACCAGACGGAAUGUAUACUAUGAUGAAACCGGUUCCAGGAGGUAACAUGCCAGGAUUUCCAAUGGGUCCUGGUCCUGAUGGCCCCAUGGGUCCCAUGGGCCCUGAUAUGGGACCUCCUGUUCUUAAUGGCAUAUCCUCAGGUAGUGAUGGUAUGGAAGGAAUGAAAAAUUCUCCAGCUACAGGUCCAGGCACACCUAGGGAAGAUGGACCACAAAUGGGAGAUUAUGGCAUUCCAGGUUAUGGUCAAGACAAUUCGACUGUUUUAAAAAAGUCAUGA